AUGAUGGUGCCCACCACGAGCGACUUCGACGAAAUGGAUGCCGUCACGGACUCAGCGAGCGACCGCUCAAGCCUCGACGCACUGGAGCUGGGCGCGCGGCUGUCGCAGCUGUCCCGUGCCAAGAUGGCAGUGGCGCUCAACAAUGUUCACCAUGUUCAGAUGUGCACGACCUACGACCGAGAGGAGCACGUGACGAUAUACGUGCUGGAUGUCUUCCUGCAGUUGGCACCGAGGGGUCUGCCAAGUAGCGCCCUUACGGCAUCGGCGUCAACGACCGAGCACAAAUACAAGCAGAGCAAGCGCGAGCGCAGGCGGCGCGAGCUACGCGAGAAGGACGAGCUACGCGCAGACUACCAGGUGGAGCACCGCUACUUGACGUUCCGUGUACUGCGCGAGCGUAUCGGCGAAGCUGUGGCGGCGCCCAAGGACAAGUCACACCCACAGUGGUGUCCGUACUGCACGCGCGUGCGGGAACUCGCGAACUCGGGCGUGUUUCCGUCCCGGUUCCCGAAUGGCAGUAUGGCUAUCGCCAUAGGACUGCGCGAUUUGGUGGUGCGCAACCGCGAGGAGCGGCUGGAGUCGUUCGUGAACCUGCUACUUCGCGCCGCCAAGGACGUAUCCUAUCGCUCGGGGUGCAACCCGUGCGGGCGGUUCGAGGUGGUGUCGACGUUAUUGAGCGACUUCCUGACGGAGCCGCAUCUCCGGACAGCAGGCAGCGCAUGGUGACGAGGCCGUCAGCGAGAGCAAGGGGGUCGGAACGAUCCCGGAGAGCCAGCCGACCAGCGCCGACGCACGGUUGGCAGCGGCCAGUAGAUUAGACAUGGAUUUGGCGCAUCGGUUUGGUGUUGUGGCGUAUUACUUGGCGUAAACGAUCUUGCAGAGCGCCUGGAUAUUCACAUGAAGUGUUCAGUUGAGCCACAUCA
This is a messenger RNA of Phytophthora infestans T30-4, 923 nucleotides long. RefSeq lists its product as uncharacterized. The record is from RefSeq and is a predicted model, not a curated record. The coding region runs from base 1 to 726 and encodes 241 amino acids. Lineage: Eukaryota; Oomycota; Peronosporomycetes; Peronosporales; Peronosporaceae. The transcript has a single exon.